UAUGGCGCUGUCCAGGAGAGGAAAGAGCUCCAUGGUUCUGUCAUCGGUUCCCCUCCAGAUCCUUCUUUAUGUCAAUGUUGUGUAUUAUGUGUUUUAUUUUCUUGCUACACUACUUAUGAUCAUUUAUAAAAGUCAGGUGUUCAGUUAUCCCGACUCUAACUUGGCUUUAGACCUUGGCCUUCUAUUCCUCAUGGCAAUCAUCGAGUCUUUGCGGUUGUACAUGGGUACUAUGGGAAAUUUAACAGAAGCAGAACUUCCCUUAGGAUCCAGCCUGUUCUUCACCAUUGGCAAUGUGCUUCUGUCUGUAUAUUUCCUGGUGUGGGAGACGUACAUCCUGAGAGCAGAUCUCAUCAUAAAUGGCAUCUUGUUGAUUCUUUAUGGUCUGGAAGCAAUCCUAGAAAUUUUCACAAUUGCUACAUUUUUCCGUUAACAUUGACAGUACAUUUC
Messenger RNA from Nanorana parkeri, 447 nucleotides. It is a transcript of the gene TMEM80, whose product is annotated as transmembrane protein 80. Gene Ontology annotation, cellular component: ciliary transition zone. Bases 2 to 430 code for a protein of 142 amino acids. Gene Ontology annotation, biological process: non-motile cilium assembly. The record is from RefSeq and is a predicted model, not a curated record. The transcript is spliced from 5 exons. Lineage: Eukaryota; Metazoa; Chordata; Amphibia; Anura; Dicroglossidae.